Molecule: messenger RNA, 2775 nt
Organism: Brassica napus (rape)
Lineage: Eukaryota; Viridiplantae; Streptophyta; Magnoliopsida; Brassicales; Brassicaceae
Exons: 5
Coding region: 1184-2557 (457 amino acids)
Biological process (GO): protein desumoylation
Cellular component (GO): nucleus
Molecular function (GO): deSUMOylase activity
Source: RefSeq, a predicted model, not a curated record
AAAAAUGGAGAUGCCAGAACUCCCCCGUAUGAGAUAUACAUUAGGGGAAGAGCCCCCCGCAGUGCAUAGCAUUUCGUAUCAUACUUGUUGGACGUUGCAUGCUGCUUUAAAGAAAGCUCUUCAUGAUGACAAAUAUGAAGAGCUGAAGGAGUCGAAGUUGGGAGUUUUCAUCAGGUUCCAAGAGCUAGGAUUUGAUUGGGCUACAAGGCUGGUUCACUACAUGCUCGGUUUCCAGCUGGACAUAAAGAAGAAGUAUGAGCUGUGGAGUCUCGUUGGUCCAGAACCUGUGAGGUUUUCACUGUUAGAGUUUGAAAACCUCACUGGUCUAAACUGCGAGUGCAUCGAGGACCUUGAGAGACCUCACUCUGUUGUUACAAAGGAGUUGACUUCUUUUUGGGAGAUGCUGGGAGUUCAUGUCGAAGUUGGGCCAUCUGCUCAGGAGAUAAUAGCAGCACUUGAGAGAUGCGAAGGGUAGUCUCGGGAUGAUCGCAAGUGGCUCGCUUACCUUGCCAUCUUCACUGGAUACAUUGAAGGGAGAAAAUAUUCAACCCCUACACGGGUUAGUCUGGCAAGGCUAGUGAUGGAGCUAAAACGGUUUGAGAAUUGUCCAUGGGGGAGAGUCGCGUUUAAGGUGUUGAUGGACUCUGUGAAGGGCAGAGAUAUUUCGGGUUGUUACACUAUUAAUGGGUUUGCGAAAGCUCUCCAGGUCUGGGUGUACACAACUCUUCCGGAAUUGGUUGCUACUUUUGGUAAUCCUCUCCCAAACAAUCCGUCUCCACCGAUACAAGCUUACAAGGAUUGCAAAGGACGCAGACAGUUUAAAGAGGCUAUCCUCAGUCAGACUAGGGUGAUCAACUUUGUUCAGAAGGACAUUGGUGAAAUGUUUCCAAAAUGGGAGUUUAAUGUUGAGGACACGCUCGCGGAGAACAUAAUUAAACUCAUGUUUGUGAAGAAACCGUGGAAGUGGACCAUGGAUUGAUGGGAAGUCACCGGUACUUGGGUCAAUACAAAGCCGGCGGUUGUGAGUCCAGCGAAGAAAAAGGUAGUGAAGGAAGACAGUCCAAGACCUCGGAAGAAAGCUCGUAAAGAGGCAGCUUCAGAGGCUAGUGAAGAGGUAGCUGCAGAGGCUAGUGAAGAGGUGACUACGACUGUUGGUGGGUUGGCCAAAGAGGAUAUUAAAACCAUGUUCAAGGACAUAGCUGAUGCCAUGAGGGCAGGGUUUGAGACGUGCCUUAAGGAGAUCAAGUAUCUGUCGGAAAGGGUGGAAGCUGUGGAGAAGAAGGUUGGUAUCUCCACAAAACGGAAAGGGACAUCAUCUCAAAACACUACCUCUCCACCUAAACCGACGCUCGAACCCGGGAGUGAAAGUGUUAAUGGGACGAACGCGGGAAGGAAGAGCUUGGCGGAGGAUAAAGGUCCAGAUGUGCCCGCAGCUGUGCCCGCAGAUGCUAGUUCCUCGAAAGAUAAAACUCCAGAACCGAGCCUUGUUCUAUUGGACAAAAAUCAACCCACUGUUUCGGAUUUACAGAAGGAGGAUGCUAGAUAUCAGGAAAAGAAGGAUGCUGCUUUGGCACUUUUCCGUGCAAAGAGUGAUCGAACAAGGAAACCUUCUGCCUCACAGCAAUCUCCUUAUACGGCAAACAGCACGGCUAGAGUGAUCAUUUCAAAUAGAAAGCUUUAUCCAGGCUAUAAUCCUUUUGCACCAAUUGACAAGAAGAAGUUGAAGGAGCUCGCUGAUUGGUUGAAAACUUGUCCUCAUUAUAGAACAGCUCUCGAUAAAAAACCACGUAAAAAUAGAACUUGGUGGUAUCAAAUCCUCCGAACCUCCUUAGAGUGGUUGGAGGACUGUCAUAUUGAUGUUUGGAUUAAUGUGCUGAGGAAGAGGUACGACGCUAACCCACAACAUUUCAGGAGCGAUAUAAUGUGCUUCCUUGAUCAUCUCUUUGCUCAGCAAUGGAGAUUCAACUUCAAGGAUUUUAAGGACUCAGAGCCCGAUCAGAACGGUUUAGGAAGAAGACUCCCUGGUGGGGCGUGGAAUUAUUAUGCAGGCAUUAUGCCAUCAUUUUGCCAAUCAAACAAGGUUUGGGGGACGGAUAUUGAUGAUAUCUAUGCGCCAGUGAACUUCGCCGACACUCAUUGGAUUGCUAUGUGGAUAUCGAUCCCUAAGAGGCACAUAGUCGUCUUUGACAGCAUUUGUUCCAGUAUCUCCCCAGAAGAACUCGUUGUGGUAACAGAGCCUUUUCUCUACAUGGUCCCUUAUCUGCUUGUUGAGUGCGCUUCCUCAGACGAACAACAUGCCCAAUACAGCCUGGAGCCAUUCACAUAUGAGAGACCGGCCAAUAUACCUCCGGCCCGAGCUGGUGAUUGUGGCGUGUACACUCUAAAGUACAUUGGAUGUCAUGCUCUUGGGAUAGAGUUUAGUAAAAAAGACUUUGCUAUGGCCAACGGGAAGAGUAUGAGGGAUAAGAUGGCGGUGGAUAUAUUUCAAGAGCUUCCUGACGCACAUGAGUUCGAAAACAAGGACAUGGAUAACAACCUGGGUGCGUAUGACGGGUGAUUAACAUGCCACGUUAGAUUAUUUUGUAUGAUAGAUUAGGCUGAUGUGUGUAUUUGAACUUGAUCCCUAUUUUGUAACUAUAUUCUGCGCAGAAGGCUUACAGUUAAGUCGUCUGGAAUGUCGGACGACUUAACUAUAAGUAGUCUGGAAAGUCUUCUGAGAAGUGACCUUUUGUAACUAUAUUUCGAAUAAUAUAAAGGGCAAGACCAUCUCAAAUU